Messenger RNA from Dipodomys spectabilis (banner-tailed kangaroo rat), 3878 nucleotides. RefSeq names its product SFI1 centrin binding protein (gene Sfi1). The transcript has 31 exons. Lineage: Eukaryota; Metazoa; Chordata; Mammalia; Rodentia; Heteromyidae. Gene Ontology annotation, molecular function: phosphatase binding. The record is from RefSeq and is a predicted model, not a curated record. Bases 233 to 3823 code for a protein of 1196 amino acids.
CGAAGUGCCAGGGCGAGCCAGGCCCGCGUCAGGGCUUGGAGGAGGCUCUGGAUUCUCGAGCGCUCCCCGUGAUUUGUCCUCGGCGGCGUGAGCCGGACUCUGCUGCCCCCAGAUACGAGGACGAGGGAGUUUGGCCACUAGUGCUGUUAGAAGAGGAAGAUUUAAAAAAAAUACAUUUGAUCAACAAUCUCAAGCUAUUGGUUGAAUAUCUAUCAAAAGAGUUAAGCAAAGGAUGGAGAAGAAAGCCGACUUCAGGGAUGGUAUGGUUAGAAAACCUUUCUCUCCAAAGGUAUUGUCUUCUAAGAAGUCUUCUCUCAGUUCUGGGACCCGGAGGCAGUUACCUCGACCCAGUCAUCUAGCACAGUAUACCACCUUGCGCACCUGGACCAAACAGGGCCGAUUAAGAGAAUUGCGCGUCAGAUGUGUGGCCAGGAAGUUUUUGUAUUUGUGGAUUCGAAUGACUUUUGGAAGAGUAUUUCCCUCUAAAGCCAGGUUUUACCAUGAGCAGAGAAUGCUACGGAAAGUCUUUGGAGAAUGGAAAGAAGAAUGGUGGAUUUCUCAGCGAGAAUGGAAACUCUGUGUUCGAGCAGACUGUCACUACAGAUAUUACUUGUACAAUUUGAUGUUCCAGAACUGGAGAACUUAUGUUUACCAACAACAGGAGAUGAGGAGCAAGUACCUUAAAGCCGAGAAACAUGAUGUAAAGCGAAAGGUACAAAAGUCCUGGAAGUCCUGGUUGAUCUACGUGUUUGUUCGUAGAACCAAAUUUCACAUGCACACUACUGCUUUGGAGUUUAGGCAGCGGAGCAUCUUAUGGGUGUGGUGGAGCAAGUGGAAGCAGCAACUAAGACAAGCCUAUGUGAAUCAUGCUCUUCAUGUUACAGCUGUGAGGCACAACGCCCUGAGCCUCCAACUGCAGGCUUGGUCACGGUGGCAAAAAGAACUCCAGCAUAGUCAGCAGGAGAGAUUAAAGGUGGUUUUUGCAAUGCAACACCAUGAGCACCAGCAAAAGCAGAGAUCCUUGAAGGCAUGGCUUAAAUACCUGCAUGUCCGCAGGAAGAAGAGGCAACAGAAUGAGACAGCAGAGCGAUUCCACCAUGUCACUGUGCUGCAGAUACACUUCUGUGACUGGCAGUGGGCCUGGCAAUGGAGGCAGAGCUUGUCCGCCCACCAGGCCCUGGUGGAGGAGCUGGCCAGGAAGAUGGCACUGCGGAGGGUCUUCACACAUUGGAAACACUAUAUGCUGCUGUGUGCCGAAGAAGCUUCCCAGCGGAAGGUGGCAGAAGAGCACCACCAACACAGGCUGCUGUAUUUUUGCUUCAGAGCUCUAAGAGACAAUGUGACCCGAAUCCAUCUCCAACGAAUAAGGAGGAAUCUUGCUCACCAACAGCACGAUGUCAUGCUGCUGCGCAGGUUCUGGAACCUCUGGCAGUCUCAGAUUGAGGAGAGGAAGGAGCGAGAGCAGCUCCCUUUAUCGCAUGCAGCCCGAGGCCACUACAGGGUGACAUUGCUGCGCAAGUGUAUCCAAUUGUGGCUCCAGUAUGUUCAGAAGAGAAGAUACAAACGGCUCCUGAAGGCCAGAGCAGACCGUCAUUUCCAGCAGAGAGCCAUGCCCACUGCAUUCCACACUUGGCACAGACUUUGGCGACGGCACCAGCAGGAUUAUAUCCUCAAUGCAAGAGCUGUCCGUUUCCACAGAGAAACAUUAGAGAAGCAAGUGUUUGCUCUCUGGUGGCAGAAGAUGUCUGAGCAUCGAGAAAACCGUUUGGCAGAGAGAAUGGCCAUCCUUCAGGCAGAGCAGCAGCUUCUGCGCAGGGCCUGGUCCAUGUGGCACCGACAGGCAGCGGCACAUCACCAGGAGCGGGAGAGGCAGGCAGUAGCCUGUGCCCACUACCAGCAGGGGCAGCUCAGGAAGGCUUUCUGGGUCUGGAGGGAGAGAGCCCGAGGGCUCAGGACAGAGAGGAUGGGCAGGGUAUGUGCCACACAGUUCCACUCGGUGCGACUCCUGCAUUGGGCCUGGAGCAAGUGGAAGGAGGAGUACCAGGGCAGGCUGCGGCGUGUGCUGCAGGAGGCGGCCGCCAGGGAGAGCCAGCACAGGAGGCGGCUGCUGCGGUGGGUGUUGCAUCGCUGGAGAGAGAAUGCUGUGGCCCGUGCGGAUAAAGCCAGGAAAACCUUGGCAGCGUAUGUCCACUACCGAAGGACACUGUGUUCCAAGGUCUUGGCCCAGUGGAGGGAGGUGGCGUCUAUGCAGAUAUAUUACCGGCAGCAGGAGGCAGCGGCCCUCAGGGAGGCCCAGAAGGUGCUGGAGAGGGGUUGUCUCCGGACUUGGUUUGGCCGCUGGCAGGCCUGCAGGCAGCAGAGAGCUCGGCUGGAGCGGGCAGCCCGGCACCACGGGCGGCAGCUGCUGCUGGCAGGCAUGACUCGGUGGAAGGCACACCAUCGGCAGUGUACCAGGAAGAGGCAACUGCAAUGGCAUGGCACCCGCUUCCUGGCACAGAGACUCAUCCGGGCCUGCUUCUGCCAGUGGAGACAGCAGCUGGUGGCCAGGAGACGAGAGCAGCAGAGUACAGCUCGGGCCCUGUGGUUCUGGGCCGUGUCACUACAGGCAAAGGCGUGGGCUGCAUGGCUAGACUUUGUGUUGGAGAGGAGGAGGAAAAAGGUGCGGCUGGAGCGCGCAGUGCAGGCCUACCACCAGCAGCUCCUACAGGAGGGUGCUACACGACUCCUGCGCUUUGCAGCCAGCAUGAAGGCGCUCCGGCAACAGCUCCAGGCCCAGCAGCAGAUCCAGGCAGCCCACAGCCUCCACCGUGCAGUCCGACGCUGUGCCGAGCUCUGGAAACAGAAGGUGCUUGGCCAGGACAGGGAGUCUCGGCCCCCAGCCCUCGUCACCUCCAGCAGGAGAGUGACCUUUGAAGGUCCCCUUGCCAACCACAUUGCUGCUGGGGCGGGGGAUGCCACGCUGGAGACCACAAGGCGGCGAGCCCCAAGGCCUCAGGGUGCCUCCAGCAUCCAGACACCGGCCGGGGAGUCCUACCUCCCUGAUCUGAGUGCUGCCCGCUCCACCAGGAAGCAGCCACGAUGCCCACACUUCUUGCUGGAGCCUGUGCAGGGCAAGCGGUCACCAGGAUGUGGCACCCUAGGGGGACCAGGGCCCGGGAAGCCUCACGAGCAGGAUCCAGGCGUGGCUCAGCCAGCAGGCCCUUCCCAGACAAGGCCCUUCCUGUUUGGGGCCUUGAGCAUCUCUGAGAAGCUGUCAUUGCCUCCACCCUCCUUCCUGCCCCACGGGGUGGGCACACCGGGCAGGGCAUCGGCACCGCCCUCUCCCCCUCAGACUAAGCCCAAGGUGCCCCCAGCCCUGGCUCGUGCCGCUGACUCCCAUCCGCUCCUCCCCGGAGACUUCACAGUCCCUGGGCCUGCACGUGUGCCAGAGGCUGCAGGCCAUGAAGAACUUGAGGCCGAGCUGGAGGAAAUCCAGCAGCAGUUACAGCAUUACCAGACCACUAAGCAGAACCUCUGGUCCUGUCAGCGCCAAGCCGGCAGCCUGCGUAGGUGGCUGGAGCUGUGCCAGGAGGACCCAGGGCCUGAGGACCGGGACGCAGAGCAGCAGGUGCAGAAAGAACUGGAGGAGGUAGGCAGUCCCAGGCAGGCUCCAGGGGCGCCCCCACCCCAUGUACUUUCCUCUCAGCCUGGCGUGUUCUUCCCCCCCCCGCCCCCCCAGGUGGAACUGCAGAUCCAGCAGCUAACCGAGGAACUCCAGGUCCAGCGCCAGCCCAUUGGGGCCUGCAUUGCCCGCAUCCGGGCCCUGCGGGGGGCCCUGUGCUAGGAGCGCAGCAGAGACAACUUCAGGACAAACCCAAUAACAGAAUGCGAAGUUACAA